Messenger RNA from Letharia lupina, 7461 nucleotides. RefSeq lists its product as uncharacterized. The record is from RefSeq and is a predicted model, not a curated record. The coding region runs from base 1 to 7461 and encodes 2486 amino acids. The transcript is spliced from 14 exons. Gene Ontology annotation, molecular function: phosphopantetheine binding; fatty acid synthase activity; oxidoreductase activity. Gene Ontology annotation, biological process: fatty acid biosynthetic process; secondary metabolite biosynthetic process. NCBI's taxonomy places the organism in Eukaryota, Fungi, Ascomycota, Lecanoromycetes, Lecanorales, Parmeliaceae.
AUGUCUCCAGGAAUCAUUCAAGAGCCUAACGGGCAUGCCAAUGGCUUCUCCAACGCUUCCUCCAAUGGUGUUGAUGCCCACAUGAAUGGCACCACGAAUGGCACCACGAACGGACAUUCCGAACCUGCAUCCUCUUUCGAGCCAAACGGGCUUUCGAAUGGUGCUUCCAAUCAUGUUGUCGAGCCGGUGGCAAUUGUUGGCAUGGCCAUGCGACUUCCCGGUGGUGUUCACGAUGCCGAGGGUUUCUGGGAUCUCCUCGUCAAUAAAAGGAAUGGCCAAUGCCGUGUGCCAGCCGAUCGCUACAAUAUCGAUGCCUGGUACAAACCGGGUAAAGCGGGCCAUGUCGGCACACAGUAUGGAUACUUCCUGGAGGAUCUAGAUCUGGCUCACAUUGAUGCCUCCUUCUGGUCAAUGACGAAGCACGAAGCGGAGGCUAUGGAUCCACAGCAAAGAUUGAUCUUGGAGGUCGUGUACGAAUGUCUGGAGAACGCUGGGGAAAGGAACUGGCGGGGGAAGAACAUCGGCUGUUACGUAGGUGUCUUUGGAGAGGACUGGAUUGACAUGGACUCGAAAGACGUGCAAAACCACCACAUGUAUCGCCUAAUCGGUUACGGUGACUAUAUUACCGCGAACCGAGUGUCAUAUGAGUUCGACUUCAAGGGUCCGAGUAUGACCAUUCGGACCGCUUGUUCCUCCUCUUUGACCGGUCUUCAUGAAGCGUGUCAAGCUUUGUACAACGGGGACUGCAAAUCAGCCAUAGUCGGUGGUACCAACAUCAUUAUAACACCACGCAUGACGAUAGCAAUGACUGAGCAGGGUGUCAUAUCCCCAACUGGGUCAUGUAAGUCGUUCGAUGCUAAUGCCGAUGGCUAUGCUCGGGGUGAGGCAGUUUCUGCCCUGUACAUCAAGAAGUUGAGCGACGCUGUACGCGAUGGAGAUACCAUUCGCGCUGUGAUCAGGUCGACUUGCGUCAACAACGAUGGGAAGACGGUGGGUAUAACAAGCCCAAGUACGGAAGCCCACGAGACCCUAAUCCGCAGAGGCCAUCAACUUGCUGGUAUCACUGACCUCUCAAAAACGGCUAUGAUCGAGUGUCAUGGGACUGGUACCAAGAUUGGAGAUCCUAUUGAGACAAGCGCUGUCGCCAACGUUUUCGGCGAGCAUGGUAUCUACAUUGGCUCGGUCAAACCGAACCUCGGCCAUUCUGAAGGUGCAUCAGGGAUGUCUAGUGUCAUCAAGAUGGUUUUGGCCCUAGAGCACAAAACGAUUCCUCCUAACAUCAACUUCAAGAAGCCUAAUCCAAACAUCCCUUGGGAGCAAGGAAAACUGAAGGUUCCCAUCCACGCUACGCCAUGGCCCGCAGACCGAGCUGAGAGAGUGGGGGUGAACUCAUUUGGCAUUGGUGGAGCUAAUGCACACGUGUUGCUUGAGUCUGCAGCUGCUCAUGGACUUGAUCGACCGGCUCCGCCAGUUGAUGUGAGCGAAGAAAGACCCAACCUUCUCGUAUUCUCCGCGACACACCCCGAGUCUCUACGCCGUUUGGUGGACAACCACGCAUCAUAUCUAGGCUCUCAUACCGACUCCUUGAAUGACAUGAGCUACACCCUCAGCACUAAACGCCAACCGCUCUCACAUCGUGCGUUCUGUAUCGCAUCGGAAGACAGUCCUUUGGAGCCGUCACGAAUAAACAAACCUACAGAGACCCCAAAUCUGGUUUUCGCUUUCACUGGACAGGGCGCCCAAUGGGCGCAAAUGGGUAGAGAGCUCUUUUCGAAAGAGCGCUCGUUUAGUGACUCUAUCAGAGGGCUAGACAAAGUACUUUCGUCCUUGCCCGAGCCCCCACAAUGGACCUUGGAAGAUGAAAUUCUAAAACCAAAGUCACGGAGCCGCCUCUCCGAGGCUGAACUUUCUCAGCCUUGCUGUACUGCAAUUCAAGUCGCUUUGGUAGAUCUCAUGACGAAAUGGGACAUCAAGCCGGCAGGUGUGGUCGGUCAUUCUUCCGGAGAAAUCGGCGCUGCAUAUGCAAGCGGCGUUCUCACAGCAGAAGAAGCCAUUCUUGUUGCUUACUAUCGUGGACUGGCAACGUUGGGUCUUGGGAAGAUUCACCGGGGUGGGAUGGCUGCUAUCGGUCUUGGUCGCGAUCAGGUCACACAAUAUCUUCGCACGGGCGUUAUCAUCGGCUGCGAAAACAGCCAGAGCAGUACCACACUGACAGGUGAUAUUGACACUCUCGAGCAAAUCAUGGCAACUAUUCAAGAAGACCGGCCCGAAGUGCUCGUUCGGGCCCUGCACGUCGAAUGCGCUUAUCACUCUCAUCACAUGAAAACGGUCGAGGCCAAAUAUCGAACACUUUUGGGCAAAGCCAUCCACGCAAAAGAACCAACUGUACCAUUCUAUUCGUCCGUUACAGGAGGCCUGUUGAAGAACGGCGAAAUCCUCUCAACUUCCUACUGGGUACAGAAUCUGACUUCUCCUGUUCUUUUCCUCUCGGCUGUCAGCGCCAUAAUCGGAUCACUUUCACAACCGCUGGCCUUUUUGGAAAUCGGACCUCACUCGGCUCUUGCAGGGCCGAUCAGGCAGAUAAUCAGGAAAGAGGCGAAGGAUGCGCACUACGUCUCGACUUUGGUUCGGAACGAAGAUGCGCUGACGUCUUUGCUGAAGACCGCUGGAGAACUGUGGAUCAGCAAUGUUGAUGUCAACUUUGAUUCCGUCAACCCCCCUGGCGAGUUUCUUACCGAUCUCCCGACUUAUCCAUGGAAUUACGAUGGCCAAUAUUGGUACGAGAGCCGUUUGUCGAAGGAGUGGCGGCUGCGGAAGUUUCCUCACCAUGACCUCCUAGGUGCUCGCCUUGUUGAAACCUCUGAGGUCGAUCCGACUUGGAGGAACAUGUUACGUCUUGAUAACGUUCCUUGGAUUCAAGACCACGAAAUUGCUCAGGACAUCUUACUUCCAGCUGCUGGUUACAUUGCUAUGAUCGGUGAGGCUAUUAGGCAACUCACUGACUUGGAAGAUUAUACUGUCAGAGCCGUCGACUUCAUAUCGGCGCUUAUCAUGAACGAAGGCAAACCCGUUGAAGUUCAAACACAUCUCCGUAAGGCUCGCCUUACUACUACGCUCGAUUCCGAAUGGUACGAAUUUUCGAUUGCCUCGUUAAACGGUACAACAUGGAUCAAGCAUUGCGUUGGUCAAGUCAGAGGAGGAGCUGAAUUCAAGUUGCCGGUACCCACUAUAGAGCCCUGUCAGCGCAAGGUUCCGACGAGCACUUGGUAUCGUGUCAUGGCCAGAUUUGGCCUCAAUUAUGGUCCAAGAUUCCGCGGCCUGUCAGAGAUCAGUGCACACGUGUCAGAACGAAAAGCUGUGGCCACACUGAACGACAGCCUCGGAGAGAAGGAAACUCCAUAUCAACUCCACCCAGCCACUCUCGACAGCUCUUUCCAACUGUUCAGUUGUGCAGCCUUCAACGGAGUCGGCCGCCUGUUCACCAAGUUAUCAAUACCCACACACAUCGAAGAGUUUUACAUCAAGCCUGCAAAGGAGAGUAUCGCUAUUCAAGCGGAGGCAGAGUCUUCCCCCACGGGGACUCUAGCAGGAAACCUAGUAGGUGUAUCCGCGGGUGAGCUCGUGAUGAACUUGAAAGGUCUCAAGAUGACUCCGCUUGGCGACAAUAAUGAGGGUCAGAAUGAUGAUCCCCAUGCCGCUGUUGAGUUGGAGUGGAAGAGCGAUGUGAACCUACUAGACGCAACCCAACUCAUGCGACCUGCCAAAGACAUCACGAAAUGCCACCUUCUAGUCGAAAAGCUUGCCUUGGCUUGUAUGAUCGAGUCGAUUGUUCAACUACAGGGUGUGCAGACUACUCAUCCACAUCUUGACAAGUUUCGCGCUUGGCUCGAUACAAGACGAGAGAUGGCUAUUGGGGGUCAAUAUCCAAACAUCGAUGACUGCGCAAUGAUAGCAGGAUUGGAUAGUACGCAGCGAACAAAUAUGAUUGAAAAUCUCCUUGCUCAAUCGCUAGAUACAGAGGCCGCAGCUGUCGCGACCGCAAUCCACCGAAUCUCGAAGCACUCCAGGGACAUCUUUCUUGGCACCACGGAUCCGCUGGAUAUACUGAUGGAAGACGAUAUACUGACGAAAGUAUACGACUUCAUGCAAUUGUGGGAUUACACAGAUUUCUUCGAACUUCUAGGUCAUUACAAACCGGAUAUGAAGAUCCUCGAGAUCGGAGCCGGUACGGGCGGCACAACCAGUACCAUCAUACCACACCUCAAAUCCGCUUAUGGGGAGAGGAUGUUCGGCUCGUAUAAGUACACCGAUAUUUCCGCCGGUUUCUUUGUGGCAGCAAAAGAGCGUUUCAAAGAUGUCCAAGGACUUGACUACGCCAUCUUGGACGUUUCACAGGACCCAAUCCAGCAGGGGUUCGAACCCGAGUCCUUCGAUCUAAUCGUGGCGACCAACGUCCUCCACGCCACCCCAAAGCUCAGUGAAACUCUGUCGAAUGUGCGGAAGCUCCUUCAUCCCCACGGUCGCCUCUUCCUCCAGGAAUUGGACCCCUCGACGAGGUGGAUCAACUAUGUGAUGGGCGUUCUCCCUGGAUGGUGGCUUGGUGAGGACGAUGACCGACCACUAGAGCCAUAUGUCAAUCCUGAGAGGUGGGACAAGGAGCUCAAGAGCGCUGGCUUUGGAGGAGUCGAUGCAGUUGCGUAUGAUGGACAUCUUCUUAACAACAUCAUUGCCAUGCCAGCCCGGGAGGAAAAGUCAAAACGGAUCACCAUCUUGUCCAGAGGCGAGUCGUCGCAGCAUUCUCGAGGAAUAAUACAGCAACUUCGCGAGAGAUCUUUUGAGCUAGAUUUCUGUACGUUGGAUCAAGUCCCCAAGCCCGGACAAGAUAUUGUUUCUCUCCUCGACACUGAAGCACCUUUCCUCUACUCUGCGACAGAAGAAAGUUUCAGCACCUUUAAGAGCUUCGUCUCUCAUAUUCAAGGCGCCGGAGUACUUUGGGUGACCGAAGCAGCCCAGAACGGUUGCCGUGACCCCAACUACUCCUUGAUCCUCGGCAUGGCUCGAACAAUUCGCACGGAGUUUUUGAUGGAUUUCGCAACUCUCGAGCUAGAAAGUUUCGAUGACGCAGCUGCAUGCAAAGCUACCGCUGAUGUCCUACAAGAGUUCCAGCACCGCGUUCGCGACCAAGACAAUGAUCCUGUCCUCGAAUAUGCCUUCUCGGAUGGAAGAGUCCAAGUUGGUAGAUACCAUUGGGUAUCAGUAUCGAAAGAACUCCUGUCCGCGAAGCACCACUCUUAUCCUAGGAAAUUGGAGAUUGGUAGGCCGGGCAUCUUGCACACACUUGCUUGGAGACAACAAGAGCCCUUCGAUCUGAAAGGCGACUUUGUCGAAAUAGAAACCCGGGCGGUCGGACUAAACUUCAAGGACGUCUUGAUGUCAAUGGGAAUUGUAGAUCUGGUCAAGAGGGUUGGGCCUGAGGUCAAGCAUCUCAAAGUAGGCGAUCGAGUCCUCUGCUGUACCGAUGGAUCCUUUUCGACUACUUGGUCCAUGAGCGAACUCUUUUGCGCAAAGAUGUCAGACAGCCUCAGCUUCGUCGAAGCAGCUACGAUUCCUCUCGUUUACGGUACAGUCAUCGCCGGCUUGAUGGACUGCGCGAAGCUGUCCAAAGGACAGACUGUCCUCAUUCACUCUGCUUGCGGUGGCGUUGGUAUAGCUGCUGUUCAAAUAGCAAAGAUGAUAGGAGCUGAAAUCUUUUGUACUGUGGGCAACCAAGAAAAGGUUGAUUUCCUUAUGCAAAACUUUAAUAUACCCCGGAACCGCAUCUUCAAUUCGCGAGACACAAGCUUCUUGCGAGAUGUGCUUAGGGAAACCGGCGGCAAAGGAGUAAAUGUGGUCCUUAACUCACUUUCCGGCGAACUACUACACUCAUCGUGGAAGUGUGUUGCUGACUUCGGAACGAUGGUCGAAAUUGGCAAACGAGACUUCAUUGGAAACGGAAAUUUGGCAAUGAACCUAUUCGAGAACAACCGAUCGUUUAUCGGUCUUGAUCUGUCCCAGAUUUGCUUUUACCGGCCCAAUGCUAUACAUGACCUUCUUCGUCGGGCAAUGGAGUUUUAUGAGCAGGGCUACAUCAAGCCUAUCACGCCCAUGAAAGAAUUCGAGGCUGCUCACAUCGAGGAUGCCAUGCGUUACAUGCAAAAAGGUCAACAUAUCGGGAAAAUUGUGGUCACCUUCCCCAAAGACCCCAUGGAGCUGGAGGCAACCGCAGAUCCAAAAGAGCUAGUCCUUCGUCCCGAUGUGUCGUACCUGUCCAUUGGGGGUCUCGGCGGUCUGGGUCGGUCUAUCGCAUCCUGGAUGGUCGAGAGAGGCGCUAGACAUCUAAUCUUCUUUUCACGGUCUGCCGGCUCUGUGACCAGUGAGGACCCUUACAUCAAGGAAUUAGCGGCCCUUGGAUGUUCGGUCCAGACAUUCUCUGGUAGUGUUUCCAAUCUGUCAGACGUCAAAAGGGUCAUUUCAUCGGCUGCAAAACCUAUCGCAGGAGUACUCCAAGCUUCCAUGGUCCUCAGUGACGCUGCAUUGGGUGAGAUGACCUUCGAACAAUGGCAAACCGCUCUUCUGCCAAAAGUACAGGGCACAUGGAAUCUGCACGAAGCACUACUCGCGCAGAAGCAAUCACUCGAUUUCUUCUUCCUCUUCAGCUCUGUCUCCGGAGUAGGUGGGCAAUGGGGCCAAGCAAACUACGCAGCUGGCAACACCUUCCUCGAUGCCUUUGUACAAUACCGUCACUCACUUGGCCUUCCCGCGUCAGUCCUUGACAUCGGUGCCAUGGAGGACGUGGGAUACCUGAGUCAAAACAGCGGCAUCCUCGAAGCACUUCGCGCCACCUCCCUACACACGCUCCAUGAGCAAGAUCUCCUCGAUUCCCUCCAACUCAUGAUCGAUCGCUCGCUUCCUGCCCCUCAAUCUUCUCCAAUGAAGACGGCCCGUUACGUCAACCCAAGCCAGGUCGCCAUCGGCGUCCGCUCCACUCUCCCUCUCUCCGCACCAAACAAUCGCACCAUCUGGAAGAAAGACCCGCGUAUGGCCGUAUACCGCAACCUCGAAUCCCUCAGCGCCACCAGCGCGGCUUCCUCCGGCAACGAUGAAGGCCUCAAGCAAUUCCUCCGCGACGCGAGCAAAAACCCCGCACUCCUGGACCUCGCUCCUUCAAUCGAAUACCUAGCCAAGGAGGCGGGCACCACGCUAUUCGGCUUCAUGAUGCGCAGCGACGAGGAACCAUCCAUGGACGUGCCGCUCGCGAGCUUAGGCGUCGACUCGCUCGUCAGUAUCGAGUUGCGCAACUGGUUCCGGCAGAAGGUCGGGGCCGAGUUCACGGUCCUCGAGGUGGUGAAUUCGAACAGCAUCACCCAUCUGGGCGAACAGGCGGCGGCGAAGUUGAAGGAGAAAUUCCAGGCUAGACAGUAG